Messenger RNA from Silurus meridionalis, 4116 nucleotides. RefSeq names its product alpha-N-acetylgalactosaminide alpha-2,6-sialyltransferase 2-like. The coding region runs from base 316 to 1509 and encodes 397 amino acids. The transcript is spliced from 10 exons. Gene Ontology annotation, molecular function: sialyltransferase activity. The record is from RefSeq and is a predicted model, not a curated record. NCBI's taxonomy places the organism in Eukaryota, Metazoa, Chordata, Actinopteri, Siluriformes, Siluridae.
GUGUGUGUGUGUGUGUGUGUGAGAGAGAGAGAGAGAGAGAGAGAGAGAGAGAGAGAGAGAGAGAGAGAAAAAAACUCGUAAUCGGGUUGCUAAGCAAACCAGUUUCUAAACAUUUAUCUACAAGUCUGGGUCUGGCAGGAAUUCCAUCCCAGAGGCAGCACCUGGUUCCCUGGGGUGUUGUCAGGCUACUGGGAUUAAUGAGGAGGCGACAACGCUCUGCAUUCCGGCUUCACUCUUCGCUAUGCUGAUGUGAUAGCCUGAUUUGUUUGCGCCAGGAGAAGUCCCCAUGAACUUUCCAGGUGGCCAGGAGCUGCAAUGAUGUAUUUGCUGCAACUGAAAAUCUGUAUUCUCUCCGGCCUGUUUUUGAGCGUCUUCAUUGGGUUCUACAUGAUGAGCGAGAAAACGAAUAAACACGACCCCAUCAGCCAGGUGACUAAAAGCGGGCUUCACACAACUAAAUCUCCAGAGGAAACCGUAAAACCAACCAAACCCUUAACCGAAACAGCCAAACCCACAGAACCAGACUUUUUUGGAGACAAAUACACCUCUGAUGAUAAUCUACUACAAGAUAGCUGCCCAACAAGUAUUCGGAAAAAGGUGUUGCGGAGUGACUUUGGUGAGAGGUUCUUGCCCAAUAUUCCUGUUCUGCAAUGGGCAAAGCAUUUCUCAAAGCCAGAAUAUAAGCGGUUAUCCCGCUAUUAUGGUGCACAUGGAUGGGGUAGUGUUGAUAUCACAGUUCUUCAGGAUUCACUGGCCAUCUUGAACGUUUCCGCAAAUCGGAUAAUGUUUGACGACUGGGAAGAAAGGCAGAACGGAUCGCAGUGUAUCCGCUGCGCUGUUGUUGGAAACGGGGGAAUUCUGAAAGGGUCAAAAAGAGGCCAGGAGAUUGACCAGAACGACUACGUGUUCAGGACAAAUGGUGCAAUUAUUGAAGGCUUUGAGGAGGAUGUUGGUGUGCGUACCUCUUUCUAUACCUUCUCCACGAACACCUUACGUAACUCUUUGAGAAAUUAUGCAGGUUUAGGAUUUAAUGGCCCCCCCAAGAGCAAGGAGACCAAGUACAUUUUCCUUCCUGAUCAUGACCGGGACUACAUUCUUAUGAGGGCUGCAGCCAUGCACACAAAAAUCGAGACAGGAUCUGAGAGGGGUGUUGAGCCAAAGCAGUAUUUUGGAGAUGACCUGAGUGUGGAGAAAUUUAAAAUGUACCACCCAGAUUUUAUCCGUUACCUUAGAAACAGGUUUCUGCAUUCAAAUACACUCAAAACCAAAUAUAAAGAAAUCUAUAGACCGUCCACAGGCGCAGUAAUGCUGCUGGCUGCUCUUCAUACGUGUGAUGAGGUAAACGCCUAUGGAUUUAUGACUGCUGACUAUGGGAAAUAUUCAGACCAUUACUACGACAAAAGUUUCCAUCCAGUGCAUUUCUAUGCCAACCACGACCUGCACAUGGAGAUGGUUCUUUGGCAGCAGCUGCAGACGGCAGGACUUAUAAAGAUCUACAUGCAUACGUGAAUGCUGUGAGCUCGCUUGGAUCCAAAUGUUAAAACAGCAAGGCUGAUGCCUUGAAGGAAACAAGGUCUUUUUGGUGUAGGCAAAACCCCUGUAAAGUUUACAGCCUCUGGAUUUGGCCUUCCCUAGAUAAAGUGUGUGAUAAUGAAGAAGACGAAGUCAUUGCUUUAUUGCCUCGUAAACCAUUUUUCAGGAACUCGAACAGUGUUGAUUGUGCAGAGGCAAUAACCAUUAACCUGUUCUGACAAUGCAGUGUCAAUAUAAGAUGCCUUGCUGCGAAGUAUAUAGAGUGUUGGCAUAGUUGAAUGAGUUGAGGUACAUGUUCAAUGAUUGCAUAUAUAGUGGCGAAGGUUCUAAGAUCAAAUGCAUCCGAUGAAAACCAAAGACCAACCACUUAUGUAGGAAAAGUUUUUAAAAUCUUGGUGUGCCAAAUGAUGUGUAAAAAAAAAAACUGUGUACUAUGAAGAAAACUCUUGCUAACUUUAAAACGCAUAAAAAAAUACUUAAUGAUGCUGAAGUAAAUUCGGUAGAUUCUCUCAAGUACAUACUCACUGUUUAAUUUAUUAUGGACACCUGUAUGUUUGUGCAGUUAACUAUAUGGGCAAAAGUGGCAAAACACAAUGGAAAAAGUGUGUGGAGUCAGGUCAAUAGCUUUAAUUCAAACAUCAGCAUCACACAUCAGCAUGGAUCAAAAAGUGUGAUCACGAUGACUAACAGUGGGGAGGUUGUUGGUGUCAGAGGGGGUCAAUUUGAGUAUUUCAGAAUCUGGUGAUCUGGGAAUUUCAUAUAAAAUUCACACCAGUGUUUGUGGGGAAUCAAGCAAAACAGUUUGGAGUGUCUGUAGGCUAAAACAUAUUGAGAGAGAAGUCUGUAGUAGCUCAUAAGCACUGCUUACAACUGUGGUGAGCAGAAAACCAUCUCUGCAUGCACAAAACAUCAGAGCUUGAGGUGGGUGAGCUACGACAACAGAUCACACAAGGUUCCAUUACCGUCGGCAAAGAACAGGAAUCUGAGGCGAUCAUUGGCAAGUCUAAAAAAAAAAAAAAAACCUUACAGGUUUGCCCAAAGCAGAAAAUGUAAGUGGUAUCAGUUUCCAGAACAUGAAUCUGAGGCGAACUGUAUAUUUUCUUGAUUUUUCAUUAACAUGUUUCUGCUCAAAGUAUUCUGUUUUUCAUACCAUUCCAUGGAGAUUGUUGUCAAAGAAAUUCCCAGGAGAUCGGUUGUUUCUCAAAUGCUCAACCCAGCCCUUCUGGUAUAAUAUAUAGAUGCCACAAAGAUCAAAUUUUGUUUGUUCUGAUAUCGAUACUUGAAUAUUAACUGAAGCUUUUGGCCUGCAUAUUUUAUUUUACAUUGCACUACUGUCACAUGACUGAAUAGAAAACUGCAGAGAUGUUCAAGGUGUUCCUAUUAAAACAGAUGUAUUCCAGUUCGUUUAUUGAAUAGCAAAUUAAUGUUUGUUUAAAAAAAAAAAAAAAACUGAAGUGGUAUUUUUUUAUAAAUGAAUUUGUGAAUUUAAAUAGCUAAUUUGUCCAUGGGGAAAAGACUCGUGUUAUAUGUGAGUCCCUCAAUAUAAAGCUCAGUAAAUAUCCUAGUAAUCAACCAUGUUGGAGAUUUUCUUUUUUUUUUUUUUUUUUAAAAGAAAUGUCGUCUGUAUUUCUGAAUCCUAAUGCAUUCUGGAAAGAUAUUUAAAUUUGACUGCUGACUGUAAACUUCCUCAAAAAAGUAAAAUAUAUUUUUUUAGAGGCCAAAUUCAUCCAUAUUGAGAUUAAUAAAAAAUAUUUUGCUGUUAGAGUUAACACAAAAUACAGUCUUUAGCAUGUUCCAGCAGAAAUAUUAAAAUUAAUCAUGCAGCAUUUGGGACACUUUUGCUCCGGUGACAUCACUAGAUGAAGGAGAAUUCUUAAUUCACAGGCAAGGAGGCAGAGCUGGGAGAAAAAUCAGUGCCUUGUUUUUUUCUUUCUUGUCUCACAUUUUUCUGAUAAUAUAUACAGUAUAUAAACAUUUUCCUAUGUGUGUUUCACCUUAAUCUGAAAGAGGUACUACAUCACCAAACUUAAAAAACAGCCCUAAAUCAGCUCACAUGCCAACGAUUCUGACAUUUGUACAUUAAUGUUUAGAUGUAAUCAAAGCCUGGCCUCAUUUAUACAAGGCUUGAUGACUCUUUUACUGUGAUAAUAGAUCAACAUCUUGCAUCUCUAAAUCUUUCCAGAGUGCUAGCACUGACAUGUAUAUUAGUUUCAUAUUGAAGUAUUCUGUUGGCCAUUAUUACAUUGUACCUGGUUGCUGCAUCAGCCACGCUGGCGUUUCUGCAACCGAUUUAAAAGGUCAGAGGUACAAUAAAAACGAAUUCAUUAAUUAACUUCUAAUUUAUUUCAGUAUCUAUUCUAUUCAAAAAAUGGCUUCUCUGAUUUUUUCUGGUGGUUUUUUUUUUUUUUGUUGUUGUUGUUGUUGUUGUUGUUGUUGUUUGUUUGUUUGUUUGUUUGUUUGUUUUGUAUUUUAAACUUAGGACCCAGUAGAAUGGUUAGAGAUAAAAAACACUAACUGGUCACUAUUUAUCAAAUAUUCAGUGUACAACAAAUAAACAAACUCAUGAUUUUUGUGGCGAAAUUA